This is a messenger RNA of Stegostoma tigrinum, 908 nucleotides long. RefSeq names its product deleted in malignant brain tumors 1 protein-like. NCBI's taxonomy places the organism in Eukaryota, Metazoa, Chordata, Chondrichthyes, Orectolobiformes, Stegostomatidae. The transcript has 10 exons. The record is from RefSeq and is a predicted model, not a curated record. The coding region runs from base 276 to 908 and encodes 210 amino acids.
UUAUCACAGAAAUCGAUUCAUGCCGAUACAACUGUGGAGGGUAUGCAUCGGGAUGUUCCUGCGAUUAUAACUGUGCUUACUAUGGCAACUGCUGCCCAGAUUUCUGUGCUCAGUGUUCUUACAUCAAUUCUGGCUAUUGCAAUGCUGUUAGCACCACUGUUGGGUACGGCUCAUGCAGAUACAACUGCGGAGGACAAUCUUCAGGUUGUUCCUGUGAUUACAAUUGUUGGUACAAUGGCAGCUGUUGCUUUGAUUUCUGCGACCACUGCUCUUACAUGGGUGACGGAUACUGUUAUGCCACUACAUCUAGCCCUACUUGUGGAGGGUACCUGGAUGCUGCCAAUGGAACUAUCAGUAGUCCCAAUUAUCCAUACAACUAUCCAGAUAAUGCAGCAUGCUUUUGGUACAUAAGAAGAAACGUAAACCAAAGAAUCGUGCUGGUAUUCACUGAAAUACAGCUAGAAGUUACAUCAAGUUGCUCAUAUGAUUAUAUUGAAGUUUAUGAUGGGCCAUCAACGCAUAGUGAUUUGCUUUCAAAAUUUUGUCAAGGAUCACAUCUGAGAUUUGUAUCAUCAUACAAUAGUAUGACAAUUUAUUUUAGAACUGAUUCCAGUGUUACUAGACGUGGGUUUACAGCAAACUACUACACUCUGGACAAUGAUGAAGUCGGUUCAUGCCAAUAUAACUGUGGAGGAUAUUCAUCAGGAUGUUCCUGCGAUUACAACUGUCCUUACAAUGGCAACUGCUGCCUGGAUUUCUGUACUCAGUGUUCCUACAUCAAUUCCGGGUACUGCGGUGAAAACUCAACAACAGCAGUGACAGCAGCAUCGACAACAGGUACGGAAAAUAUUUUCAAGAAAAUCUAUUCAUUCAUUUUUCAAUCAUUAAAGUCCAUGACCGUUGUGUGA